Diaporthe amygdali is the source of this 5925-nucleotide messenger RNA. RefSeq lists its product as uncharacterized. Gene Ontology annotation, cellular component: nuclear pore cytoplasmic filaments; nuclear pore. Gene Ontology annotation, biological process: RNA export from nucleus; protein import into nucleus; post-transcriptional tethering of RNA polymerase II gene DNA at nuclear periphery. Gene Ontology annotation, molecular function: structural constituent of nuclear pore. The coding region runs from base 1 to 5925 and encodes 1974 amino acids. NCBI's taxonomy places the organism in Eukaryota, Fungi, Ascomycota, Sordariomycetes, Diaporthales, Diaporthaceae. The record is from RefSeq and is a predicted model, not a curated record. The transcript is spliced from 5 exons.
AUGUCUUUCGGAUUCGGCGGUGGUGGCUUCGGCCAGAAUAAUCAGAGUAACAAUACCUUCGGCGGCGGUGGAUUUGGGACAAACAACACGACGACUUCCGCCUUCGGAUCAUCCAGCACUCCUGCGUUUGGGGCGCCAGCGCAAACAGCCAACACUGGGGGCGGCCUCUUUGGUGGCGGCACGACAGGUGGUUUUGGCAACACUGGGGGUGGUUUCGGCGCGACGAACAACACAGGAUUCGGAGGCGCAAAACCCGCCUUUGGUGCCCCUGCGACAUCCACAGCUGGUGGCGGCCUUUUUGGCUCAACCACGGCAACGACAGGUGGUACUGGAUUUGGAGGUGGUGGAUUUGGAACCAACACUGCGGCCACCUCUUCGCCGUUUGGUGGUGGAGCUACCAAUUCCCUUUUCGGCGCCAACAAGGCGCCAACUCCUUUUGGCGGCGGGGCCACCGCCACGACCGGCACUGGAUCUUCGAUGUUCGGAGGUGGAGGUGCAUUCGGCGCCGGCAAUACCACCAGUGCAUUCGGUGGUGCCACAAACAAUCCCGGAAUAGGCACGAACGUUGGGGAGCCCCCUGGAACUGCUGUACUGGCUUUCUCCCCCUACUUAGAGAAGGAGCCGAAUAGCACCUCACAGAACUCUUUCCAGAACAUACUGUUCCAGGACCCAUACAAGAAGUUCUCGGCAGAAGAGCUAAGGAUGGCAGAUUAUGCUCAGGGUCGACAGUAUGGUAACGGGCCGGCAGGCGGUGGCGGCGCAUUUGGAGCAACCUCUGGGUUCGGUGGAGGGGCCUUCGGCAACAACACUACUCAGAACACAGGCUUUGGAAACACCAACACCGGCGGCGGCCUUUUCGGUAACACCCAAAAUACUACGGGUACAACUGGCUUUGGCAACACCAACACCACAAACACAGGCGGCUUCGGAGCCGGUGCAACCAAUACCGGUGGAGGUCUCUUUGGACAGCCCAAGCCCGCAACAGGUGGAGGUCUCUUCGGUAACUCGACCACAACAACUCAGCCAGCGCAGACCGGCGGGCUGUUCGGUUCUUCAGGUGCUACGUCAGGUGGGUUCGGAAACACGAACACUGCCACGAAUAGCUUCGGCACCGGAGCCACUGGUGGCGGUUUGUUCGGCAACACUCAGAACAAGCCUGCUACUACCACGGGGUUCGGGGGCGGAUUCGGGGGCACAGCGGGCACCGGAUUCGGCGCCACUGCAGGAACCAGCACUGGCUUUGGUCAGACCAACACCGCCAACACGGGGGGUGGUCUAUUCGGCAACACGAACACGCAACAAACCAACACUGGUGGUGGUCUUUUCGGCAACACGAAUCAACAGCAACCCCAAUCUACCGGCUUUGGUUCCAGUGCGUUCGGGCAAAACAACCAGCAGCAGACCGGUGGAGGCCUGUUUGGAAACCAGAACAAGCCUGCAGCCACUACUGGGGGUCUCUUCGGUAAUACUGGCACUCAGCAAAACACUGGUGGGGGUCUAUUUGGGAAUACCAACAACACCAACACAGGAGCAUUUGGUCAGGCCAACACUCAGCAGCAAGGUGGCGGUGGCCUGUUUGGACAGGCGAACAAGCCCGCAACUGGUGGCCUCUUCGGGAAUAGCACCGCCGGGCAGACCGGGCAGACUGGAGGUGGUCUUUUCGGAGGGCUGGGAUCCAACACCCAGAACCAGCAGCAGCAGAACUCGGGCUCGUCGUUGUUUGGUGGCUUGAACAACCAGCAGAACCAACCGAAACCGUCCCUCUUUGGCCAAACAGGACAAUCUACUGGCGGCGGUCUGUUCGGAUCCCAGCCAGCGCAACAACAAUCGGGCGGACUAUUCGGACAAUCAACGGCUCAACAGCCACAGCAGAAUUCUAUCCUAGGGGGUUCACUUUUCAACAACUCCCAGAACUCUCAGGCAACGCCCCAGGCAUUGACAGCUAGUAUCGGCGAUGUCAACGCUUACGGCACCCCGUCUCUCUUUUCAGGUCUUGGAAAUGGAGAAGUGCAGAACCCCGGGCCCCUUGCAACACCCUUGUCUGGGAAGAAGAAGGAGCGCAAGGGCUCUAUUCUGCCCAUGUGGAAGCUGAAUCCUGGAUCUUCCACCAAGUUUGCGACCCCAGUCAAGCGGGGCUACGGCUUCUCUUAUAGUACUUACGGCUCUCCUGCCACACCUUCAAGUGCAGGCAGCACUCCGGGUGGGUUCGGACAGAGUCUACUCGGUGCAGGAAGCCUGAACCGAUCCUUGAGCAAGAGCGUUUCAUCGAGCAAUCUGCGCAAGAGUUUCAACGCCGAGGACAGCAUCCUCACGCCGGGCUCGUUCUCGUCCAGCAUGGGCACUCGCCCCUAUGGUAGUGCAGGCUUGAAAAAGCUGAACAUUGAUAAAUCAUUGCGUCUUGACUUGUUCUCGUCGCCUUCCAGAGACAGGCAGGCCCCAGAGGCACCCAGUGGUCCACGCAAACUCCCAAAGCGGGUCAGCUUCGAUACAAGCAUUGACGCAUCCGAAAAUGGCACGCUUGAUGGCACACCUGAGACUCCCACUGCCUCUGCCCAGGAUCUGGGCUUCAUCCGCCCAACCAAUGGAGGCACACUGACAGCCAGCGGUGGUUCGAAGAGCCCAGACGCACAGCCUGAGAUGGAACAAGUCAAGGGCAACGAACUCGCUGUUGUGCACGAGGAGCCUUCCUCUGCCUCUGCAACCAAGGAUGCCGCCUCCUCUCCGGGCAAAGGAGCCGGAGCCUACUGGUUAAGUCCUUUCAAAGAGGAAAUUCUGAAGAUGAACCGUGUGCAACGAUCUCAAGUGACCGACUUCACGGUUGGUCGAGAAAAUGUUGGCCAGGUACAAUUCAAGGCGCCUGUUGACCUCACCAACAUCGACUUAGAUGAGAUUCCAGGAAAUGUAGUUGUCCUGGAGACCCGAUCUUGCACUGUGUACCCGGUCGCCGCGAAGAAGCCUCCGGUUGGCAAGGGCUUGAAUGUGCCUUCUGAGAUAUCUCUGGAGCACUCUUGGCCGCGUGGCCGGGAUAAGCGGACGCCAAUUGCCGAGAAGUCUGGUCGCGCAUUCAACAAGCAUGUUGAGCGCCUCAAGAAGAUCCCUGACACAAAGUUCAUCGACUACAAUGCGGAUACUGGAGUGUGGACGUUCGAGGUCGAGCACUUCACCACCUACGGUCUCGACUACGAUGAGGAAGAUACAGAAGGUGACACUCUCGGCGAUAUCGCGCCGGAGGAGGCCGCCCUUCCUGCGCCGCCUAAGUCAACAUUUCAAGCUACCGAUGGGUAUCCUUCCGCUGAUCCUGAGGACACUUUUGAGUUCAGGCGGAAGCGACGUGCUCUACCCGGUGCCUUCGACUACACGGGGGCUGUUUCUGACGAUGAAGAAGAGAUGGCCGACGCCAAUGAGCAGUCUUUUUUAUCUAAUCGCUCCGCGGGCUCUCUGUCCAAAGCCUUAGAACACCAUGAGGAUGAACUAAUGGACGAAGAGCAUGCUCUACCCGAGGCACAAGAUACGAGCGCUUACCUAGGGUAUCAUCAAGCCGCGGAGCCGGAUUACGACUCGCCUUACCAUGGAUCGAUGGUUGAGUACCAGGAGACACCUGGUGGCAUCAUGAGGGCUAGAAUGCGUGCCAUCAAGGACUCGAACACGCCUUUCAAGCUUCAGGUCGCUGAUGGGGAUGACUGGAUGGACAUGCUCCAGAAAACCAUCGGGCCAGCAAAGCGAGAUCGCGCUGCGUUGAAGGCUAUUAAUGAGGAAGAAAGCUAUGAGGACCUGAAAGCCAGCACACGGCAGGAUGCUCCCCAAGCAAUGCCCAGAGCUGUGUCGGAUGGCCGUGGAUUUGCAACAAGCAUUGAGCUCAUGAACUCGCUGUUCGAGAAGCCUAAGGCGCCAGCGAGAGCUGCGCCGGCUCCCAUUCCAACCUCGGGAUUCAAGUGGCCAUACAAGAGACAAGACAAGACUGGUGAGGAGGACGAAGCCAACAUGGACCCUACCGACAAAGCCUUUCAUGACACCCUCCGCCCAAGCUGGGGUCCGGACGGGACCCUGGUCAUUUCAACCACCCCAAAGACAAUCUCCAGAUCCUCUAGGAGAGCCCUCGAGAAGGAUGGCAUCAUGGCUAUGGGUAGGCUCAACAUCGUCUCUGAACAUCGCGACAUUCGAUUUGCGAAAUUCUCCAACGAGACAUCACCAAAAGCACUUACCAAUCAGAUGGCUUUGACCCGUGUCAGCCUGGUCGACAAUGUUCCGACAGCAUCGCUAGGUCCAAUCAACACGUUGACUGCUUUCUUCCACGGACAGGACCUGCAGAACCCAGCCAACGCGCACGAGAAGAUGGUCUGGGAGCUUGCAAGUAUCCUUUUUGACCAAGUCACCGACGUCAACGGGGAUAGAGUUCCACCGUCUGGGCUGCGCCAGGCUCGCCGACGUAAUCUCUCCAAGUUCUGGCAAAACACGGUUGAAGAGGCGUCUAACAAAGCUGUCGGCAUGGCUCGGUCGCCUGAAGACAAGGCCAUCGCCUCCCUAGCCGGCCACCAGAUCCCAGACGCUUGCAAGCACCUGCUCGAUGGCAAGAAUUUCCGGUUGGCAACACUGGUUUCACUCAUUGGUACCAGCGACCAGCUCAUGCAGGACAUGCGGGAGCAGGUCAAGGAAUGGCGUGAGGUCAACGUGCUGUCCGAGUUCACCGAGCCCAUUCGUGCCAUUUACGAACUCCUUGGUGGCAACGUCUGUGCUGUUGAGGGAACGAAAGGAGCCAUGGAGAACCGAAUGGAGUCGUUCGUGCUUUCGCAGCGAUUUGGUUUGGACUGGAAGCAGGCGUUUGGGCUCCGUCUAUGGUACGCAAUCACCUCGGCGGAUGAUGUAGUGGAGGCGAUCCACUCCUUUGCAGAGGACAUUCAGCAAGACAAGGAGCCGAGGCCUCAGCCAUGGUUCGCUGAGCAAGGCAUCGCCGCGUUGUGGGAGGAUCCCGACAAGGAUCUGCGCGAGGACCUUCUAUGGGGACUGCUCAAGCUGUAUGCCGACAAGGAGAUUGAUCUCGCCGACAUUCUCCGACCCGAGAAUUCUCAACUCUCCCCUCUGGACAACCGCCUAUGCUGGCAGCUGGGCCAGGCUCUUAUCAGCACCGGCAAGGUCGCAUUCGGACGCGAUGCGGACGACAAGGCAGACGCUGCGACUCUGACGUUUGCGUGGCAACUGACCAACGAUGGCCACUGGCUCGAAGCUGUCUUCGUCCUGCUCCACCUGACCAACCCUAUGGCACGCGCCAAGGCGAUUCAGGAGCACCUCUCUCACCAUGCCCAGCUGAUAGGGAGCGAGCAGAGCGAGGACUUCACGACACUCACGCAGACCUUCAAGAUCCCGGCUGAAUGGGUCUGGCAAGCUAAGGCGUUGUACAUGCGCAGCGUCAAGGGCAACCCCAGGCAGGAGGUCGUGUACCUGCUACGAGCGGGCAGCUACGCCGAAGCGCACAAGACAUUUACCAAGCAGGUCGCGCCGGCGGCGAUCAUCGAGCGCGACUGGGAGGGCCUGGACGACCUGCUGACCGAGUUCGGCGGCGACCCAGGCAAGUUCGUGCCGGACUGGAACUUUGGCGGCAAGAUCUACCGCGACUUCAUCGAGCUCGUGCGCCACGUCGAGCACGGCUCGGUCGCCAGCGUCCCGCCGCGCGUGGUCGAGGGCCUCAUGGCGGGCCUGCCGGCGCUGCACGAGAGCGUCCAGGUCAGGCAGGACGCGGACGUGCUCGAGGUGGCGGCCGUGGCCGACAUGGCGAGCGAGGUGGCCAAGGUGGUUGUCGAGCUGGCUAAGAAGGGCGAGACUUCACUCACCCAGGUCCUUGGCCUGCCGCUCACAGAGGACGCGUACUUGAAGUACUCGAAUGAGCUGGCGUUUGCGUAUUACAGGGACGUCAUGGUUGGACGUAGUUGA